CGAAAAACGUCUUACUGAAAUGGCAUGGUUACGCUUCAUUUGUGUUUUGUUUGCUCUCAUUGAUGUUUCCGUAAGAGUUACAGCUACUUGUGAUGCACGAAGAGGCAAAACAACAUGCGUUACGGAGGAUCUUCUGGAAAUGCUCAUGAAAAUUAAAAGCACUAGAGCUAGAGAUUGGGAUAAACAGAUUAGACCUGCAUUCUUCUCAACAUUGUCGAAAAAUUUUGCUUUAUCCGACUCUAACAAAGUGUUGAUAUUUGAAGGAGUAAAGGUCAAUAGAGGUGGAGGCUACGAUCCAUUAUCCGGGAUCUUCACUGCUAAAAGAGAUGGAUUGUAUCAUUUUAGUUGUGUGAUUUAUGGGGACAGUGGAAAAGACGUUGGUUAUCAACUCAACAAGAACGACUUAUUGUAUGUACGUGGACAUUCAAACAACGGACCAUACGACGCAAGUAAUAUUAGUGUAUUGGUUGAAUUAAAGAAAGGAGAUAGUGUUUAUAUAAAGCAUAGACACAGUGGCCAGACAGAAACAGUUAUUGGAAGUGAUCAUGCAUCAUUUGCCGGCUAUUUUUUGCAAGAUUAA
This is a messenger RNA of Mytilus trossulus (common blue mussel), 580 nucleotides long. RefSeq names its product protein HP-25 homolog 1-like. The record is from RefSeq and is a predicted model, not a curated record. Lineage: Eukaryota; Metazoa; Mollusca; Bivalvia; Mytilida; Mytilidae. Bases 20 to 580 code for a protein of 186 amino acids. The transcript is spliced from 3 exons. Gene Ontology annotation, molecular function: protein binding.